Molecule: messenger RNA, 699 nt
Organism: Arvicola amphibius (Eurasian water vole)
Lineage: Eukaryota; Metazoa; Chordata; Mammalia; Rodentia; Cricetidae
Product: nucleolysin TIA-1-like
Exons: 2
Coding region: 1-699 (232 amino acids)
Biological process (GO): cytoplasmic stress granule assembly; nuclear-transcribed mRNA catabolic process, nonsense-mediated decay; regulation of mRNA stability
Cellular component (GO): cytoplasmic stress granule
Molecular function (GO): mRNA binding
Source: RefSeq, a predicted model, not a curated record
AUGGAGGACGAGAUGCCCAAGACUCUGUACAUUGGUAACCUUUCCCGAGAUGUGACUGAAGCUCUCAUCCUCCAGCUCUUUAGCCAGAUUAGACCUUGUAAAAACUGCAAAAUGAUUAUGGAUACAGCGGGAAAUGACCCAUACUGUUUUGUGAAGUUCCAUGAGCAUCGACAUGGAGCUGCAGUGCUGGCUGCUAAGAAUGGGCGGAAGAUAAUGGGGAAGGAUGUCAAAGUAAAUCAGGCAACAACCCCCAGCGGUCAAAAGAAAGAUACGAGCAAUCACUUCCGUGUGUUUGUUGGUGACCUCAGCCCAGAAAUCGCAACUGAAGACAUCAAAACAGCUCUCACACCGUUUGGGAGAAUUUCAGAUGCCUGCGUGGUAAAAGACAUGGCUAUGGGGAAGUCUAGGCCAUAUGGCUUUGUCUCCUUUUUCAACAAAUGGGAUGCAGAAAAUGCCAUUCAGCAGAUGGGUGGCCAGUGGCUUGGUGAAAGACAAACCAGAACUAACUGGGCAACCCCAAAGCCUCCAGCUCCAAAGACUUCAUAUGAGUCGAACACCAAACAGCUGUCGUAUGAUGAGGUUGUAAGUCAGCCUCGCCCCAGAAACUGCGCUGUGUAUUGUGGAGGGGUGACGUUGGGACUGACAGGGCAACUAAUGCAUCGGAAUUUUUUUUACUUUUUUUUUUUCCCGUUUGGAUAA